Myzus persicae (green peach aphid) is the source of this 3582-nucleotide messenger RNA. RefSeq lists its product as uncharacterized. Gene Ontology annotation, cellular component: cytoplasm. The record is from RefSeq and is a predicted model, not a curated record. Bases 711 to 2003 code for a protein of 430 amino acids. The transcript is spliced from 3 exons. Gene Ontology annotation, biological process: regulation of cell migration; fibroblast growth factor receptor signaling pathway; positive regulation of gene expression. NCBI's taxonomy places the organism in Eukaryota, Metazoa, Arthropoda, Insecta, Hemiptera, Aphididae. Gene Ontology annotation, molecular function: fibroblast growth factor receptor binding; growth factor activity.
GAUUCCUCGCGUUCGCCACUCUCUCGGCCAGUCACCAACCGCACGUCGCGCAGUUUAUUAGAGGGGAAAGAGCAGAAGACGUAAAGAGGAAAAAAUUAAAUAAAUAGUGAUCCGAUCGACAAGACGACGCGAGCGAGACGGACGCGGCACACGACGUGACCGACCUGCCGCCGGUUUCUCGAGUAAAAACGAUAAUCACAUAAAUAAUAUUAAUAUACGAAAAACGAGACUCAGAAGUGACCUUUUUUUUUGAGCAAAUUUAUCCGUUCGAUUUUUUUUUUUUUCAUUACCUACGUUUUCGCGCGUUCGACCUCUAGCACAUUGCUAAAUUCGCGAGCUCGUGAUCCGGCCGUGUACCCGUUAUAUUCGUAUGCCUAAUAUUCACACGUAGUUUUCUGCCGAUUUAAAUUUUUUUUCCGUUGGUUAAAAAAAAAAAAAAAUAAUAAAAAGUCGUUUUUUGAGCUUUUGGAAUACACAAACCGAGGCGUAGCCGCCGUUCAACCAGUCCGCUGCUAUUUUGGCGGGACGGGUCACCCCGUAGGGUAAACGCACGCCGUGACAAUAUUAUCCUCCCGAGGUCGACGACACCCGCAAACCGCACGCCCGCCGGCGUUAUGCGGACGCCGUGCGAAGCGGGCACCGGCGUCCGGCGCGACGGACCCUGACCCGGCGGUACCCUGCCCGGUACCACCCAGCGAUGGCCUAAAGUCAUGGUGAAACGGUCGCACUGCAGCAGCAGCAACAGCGGCGGCGGCCACCGGCGGAGUGUUGUGGUGACGGUCAGUGUGUUGGCGUUGUACGCCGUGUUGUGCGGUGGCGCGGUGUCGGGCACGUCUGCACUCGGGGACCGGGCCGCGUAUUACGGCGUCGCGGCGGCCGCGGAACGGGUGGACGACGCGGCGCUGGUGGCCGCGGUCGCGGGCUCGUCGGCCAGGAGCGGCCGGUCGUCGGCCAACCUGUCGCACAUAACAGGCACCGCCAGGAAAAUCAAGAUGUUCAUCAAAAACAGAUACCUGCAGGUGUUCCCGGACGGCACGGUGAACAGCACGGCCGAGGAUACGAACGACUAUGUUAUCCUGCAAAGAACUUCGGUGAACAUGGGACAGCUAAACAUCCAAGGCGUAGCGACGUGUAUGUACUUGUGCAUGGACGCAUGCGGCUUACUGUAUGGCUCGAAGGACUUCGAGGACGAAUGCGUGUUCAACGAGAUGAUCGAACAGAACCAUUACAACACGUACUCGUCUGUCAAGUACACCAACGACCGGCGCACCCUUUACCUGGCGCUCAACAAGCGGGGCACCCCUCGCAAGGUGCAGAUAAAGGCGGACGCGCCUCUCGGCAAGCUGUCCACUUACACGCGGGUGCUGACGCAACCAGUGCCGGCGGAACGGGUAGAACGGCUGUUGGCCAACCGGCGGCCUUUGCAGUCGGCCGAGUGGCCGGCGUCCAUACCACACGCGCACCGGCACCAGCACGCGUGUCCACCGCACAUGGGGCCACCGCACGCCACCGCCAAGCACCGCAAGUCCCAAGGCCGCAAGUGCCAAGUCAAAGGCGGCGGCGGCGGCGGCGGCGGCCGGAAGAAGAACAAGGACGACGGGAACAGGGACAGUGGCAGCAGAGAGGACGAAGACUGCGGCGGAAACAAGAAGAACAACAAUCGGUGUGGCGACGGCGGCGACGAAAUCAGUCACCGGAAAGUGGACGCCGCCGGCCGGAAAAAGAAAUCGAAAAAACCCACGGCCGGCGGCGGCAAGGGUGGCAAAGGCGAUAAGCCGCAGCGGCAACACGGCGCAAAGGCCGGGAAAAAAUCGGAGACGGACGCUCCGCCAUCACCACCGCUGGAACCCGUGGUCGCGGUCCAGGCGGUUACCACGGUCGUUGCCCCGUCGUCGAUCGCCGACGCGGACGGCGGUGGCGACGACGACGAAGACGACGACGCGGUGGCGGCUUUGGCGGCCACGGCUCCGACAGACGAGUUCCUACAUUUUAACGACAAUUAACCGUAAUAAUAUUAAUAAUGAUAAUAAUAAUAAUACAAUACAUAAUUAUAUCAUACGCACUUAUAUUGUUAUUAUUACUAUUAUUGUCAUAUAUAUUUUAUACAAACACUGUACUGCUUUUCUUAUUAUAUAAUAUUAUCAUUUUAUAUAUUAUUUUAUUAUUAUUAUUAUGUUGUGUUCGCCGCGAUCGGUUCGUGCACGGGCCCCGCCGACGCGCUACCGCAAAUCGAAUCCACAUCGUCCGCGUUCGACCUGAUCCUAACGACAAUAAUAUAACGUAAUAUUAUUACAAUCAUAUUAUGCCUACCUACUAUACUUACUUAUGUCUAUAAAUUAUUACUCAUACUAUUUUUUUUAGUGUUAUGUAAUAUAUCCUCUUAGCUGUACGUCCAUGCAUGCGACCAUCAUUAUAUUUUUUUAUCAUACCUACACAAAUGAAUAUAAUAAUAAUGAUAGUUGAAUAAUACUUAUUGAUUAUUGUAUUAUAUUUUAUACUCACCGAAAAACUACAAUAUUAUCGUAAACUCUGCCCCCGCCAAGUCUAGGAUCUUAACACCACGCUCCGCUUCCUCCGAGUGCGCUUAUUGCCCUCCCCCGCCCACUCAGGGUUUUAAGUAACCAUUUUUAAUUUAUUUAUUUAUAUUUCGCAGCAUCACUCAUCGGUAUUCAGUGAACGUUCAGUAUUCUUCCGUAUAAAAUGUACAAUAAUAUUAUAAUAUAAGUAUAUAAUAAUAUAAUGUAUUAUUUCCGUUGACUUCCCGCAAUGUGCCAUUUUUAAGUUGUAUAAAAAUGAGAAAAAUAUGUUUAUUAAUUUUGUACUUCCUUGAUAUUAAUAUAUCAUAAUAUACGCCGUGUUCUAUUCUGAAUUAUAUUACACAACAUAUAAAUAUAUCACAUAAUAAAUUAUACCUUACAGUAAAAAUAUGUAUAGAUGAUAAACUUGUUCGUCUCUAUCAAAUGUAGCUCUAUUCUAGUUAGGGAAUACAUACAUGUAGUAGAACGUGCAUGUUAAUAAAUUGUGUUUAGACAAUAUAAAAAUUUGUUUACAUUCCAAAUUUCGAAUAGUAUAAAAUGUACGUGACAAACUACUGACAAGCCAGCAUCGUUUUAAAUCGUCGCGACCUUAUGAUAUUAUUAUUAAUAAUAAUAAUAAUAAAAAUAUAUUCAUACCAAACCGAUUAACGACGAAUAUUUUACUAUUAUGCACCAAAGUCGUCCCUCGCCGAAUCUAAAAUACCAACUCGUGAAAUCUCGUGUGCUUAAAAAACGCAACAAUUUUUGUAAAAAAAAAUACAUUUUUUAUACCAAAUAAGUUUAUAUAUUUUAGUUUUCCUAUGUUGUACAAAUUUAUAUUAAAUGUCAUUUUUUUUCAACUUGUAAUUUUUAAAUGUGCCUGACUAGUUUUAUUUAAUGCGUAUAUUAGCAUUGCCUAUAUGAUAUCUGUAUAAUAUUACUAUUUAUUUAUUAUCCGUACACGGUGAUUUGAAAAUUUCCGAUGACGGUUUUUAAUGAAUACAUUGCGAAAAAUAUGAAUUAAUGUCCCCAAGAAAUAUUAUAAUAUAGUGAUUUUUGUACUCCA